Molecule: messenger RNA, 753 nt
Organism: Chaetura pelagica (chimney swift)
Lineage: Eukaryota; Metazoa; Chordata; Aves; Apodiformes; Apodidae
Gene: TMEM161A
Product: transmembrane protein 161A
Exons: 8
Coding region: 1-753 (250 amino acids)
Source: RefSeq, a predicted model, not a curated record
AUGUCGGAGAGGAGGGUGAACGGCAUGACGGACGAGAAGCCCCUCUCUGUGCCCCGGGACAUCGACCUCCACCUGGACACCAGCCCCAUCACUGCUGUUGCUGCUCUAGUGCUGCGUUAUUUCCUGGAGUACCAGUGGUUCGUGGAUUUUGCCCUCUACUCCACCGCCGUGUACGUCUUCACCGAGGGCUACUACUGCCUGCUGGACCCCCAGAAGGAGAUGAACAUUGGGGUGCUCUGGUGCCUGCUGACUGUCUUCUUCUCCAUCAAGGUCUUCUUCACGGUGAUGCGCCAUUACUUCUCCUCAGAGGAGGGGGGGGAACGCUCUGUCUGCCUCACCUUCGCCUUCUUCUUCCUCCUCCUGGCCAUGGUGGCCCUGGUCAUCCGUGAGGACUACCUGGAGUUCGGCCUCGAGCCCGGGCUGGCCAGUGUCAGCAACAACCUGGAGAGCAUCCUGAAGCAGCGGGGCUGGGAGUGGAUGUUGCCCCUUGCCAAGCUGGCCUUCAAGCUGGGGCUGGUGGCCCUGUGCUCCUUCCUGGGUGCCUGCCUGACCUUCCCGGGGCUGCGCCUGGCCCAGACCCACCUGGACGCCCUCCAGAUGGCAGCUGACAAGCCCCUCCACUCCUGGGGGCUGUACCCGGAGCCCCCUCCUCUCCCCCCAGCAGUGACGGCGGCGCCGCGUCCCGGGGGCCAGGACGGGGAGGACGUGCGUGUGGCCGUGGAGCAGAUCACCAGUUACCUGGCAGCCUCCUGA